This is a messenger RNA of Cladophialophora psammophila CBS 110553, 669 nucleotides long. RefSeq lists its product as uncharacterized. The transcript is spliced from 3 exons. The record is from RefSeq and is a predicted model, not a curated record. The coding region runs from base 1 to 669 and encodes 222 amino acids. NCBI's taxonomy places the organism in Eukaryota, Fungi, Ascomycota, Eurotiomycetes, Chaetothyriales, Herpotrichiellaceae.
AUGAACGAUCAAACAGCUGGGCGUGGGGCCAUGCGGUCUGACUCCGAGGGCGUAUCGGCAGCAUCGCCAAACAACAACCCCAAGACGAGGAAGAGAGGUGUUCGUGCCGGGGCAGACCAAGUUGCCGGCCGGCGGGAGAAACUCAGCAAUGCACAACCCUCGACUGUUCCUGCGGUGCGCGGUGCCUUGGAGAUUCCAGGACAUCGCCUGCUGCCUCAGCAGUUGGCAACCGACGAAGCAAGCCCCCUCUUGACGCAGGGAUGGCAAGACCUGCCCAUUUACGACAGCGAGACCGGCCCGUGGGGACCUGGCAAACCGUUAACCGAUGAUGGAACAUGGGGAAAGGGCCUCGCGCUCUCGGAUGAGGACUUGGAGAAUUGGAAGACUGCGUCGUGGGAGAGCUACAAUCCUCCUUUGGUCAAACGCCCCCCCAAGGGCAGCGGAAGACGGCGAACCAAGAACGGACCUGCCACCCCCAGCAAGGCCAGCAAAAGUGCCAGCAACGCAACCCCUCCAGCCAAGAUCACAAAAAAGAGAAAGGGCGUGGUCACUGAUGACGAAUGUGAGACUGUGGAGAAGCCCCCAAAGAGACGGAGAGCGGAGCGGAACUUACAGCCACCACCACGUACCGUUCGCACCAACUUGCAGGCCAAGACGCGGUCGGGCUGA